AUGGCCGCAAGCGUAGCCUCAAAGCGGUUGUUCCAAGAAUACAAGUCUCUAUUGACGAACCCACCGGACGGCAUCACCGCAGGACCGGUAAACGAAGAUGACCUGUUCAUCUGGGAAGCUCUGAUUCAGGGACCUGAAGGGACACCUUUCGAAGGCGGCAUCUUUCCUGCUGAACUCAAGUUCCCUAAGGAUUACCCUUUGAACCCGCCUAAAAUGAAAUUCCUUGGUGAAAUCUGGCACCCUAAUGUAUACACAAACGGCGAGGUGUGCAUCUCCAUUCUGCACCCUCCCGGCGAUGACCCGAAUCAUUACGAGAGCGCAUCAGAACGGUGGUCGCCUAUUCAGAGCGUUGAAAAGAUUCUGAUAUCCGUCAUGUCGAUGCUGGCUGAACCGAACGACGAAAGUCCGGCCAACGUGGAAGCAGCAAAAAUGUGGCGGGAACGACGGCCAGAAUUUGAGAAGAGAGUGAGACAAGGAGUAAGACGAUCUUUGGGAUUAUGA
Molecule: messenger RNA, 501 nt
Organism: Cladophialophora yegresii CBS 114405
Lineage: Eukaryota; Fungi; Ascomycota; Eurotiomycetes; Chaetothyriales; Herpotrichiellaceae
Product: ubiquitin-conjugating enzyme E2-18 kDa
Exons: 2
Coding region: 1-501 (166 amino acids)
Cellular component (GO): endoplasmic reticulum; cytosol
Source: RefSeq, a predicted model, not a curated record